Molecule: messenger RNA, 1312 nt
Organism: Doryrhamphus excisus (bluestripe pipefish)
Lineage: Eukaryota; Metazoa; Chordata; Actinopteri; Syngnathiformes; Syngnathidae
Product: guanine nucleotide-binding protein G(o) subunit alpha-like
Biological process (GO): adenylate cyclase-modulating G protein-coupled receptor signaling pathway
Cellular component (GO): cytoplasm; heterotrimeric G-protein complex
Molecular function (GO): G-protein beta/gamma-subunit complex binding; G protein-coupled receptor binding; guanyl nucleotide binding
Source: RefSeq, a predicted model, not a curated record
AGCUUUACGGCACUUAAAGUGGCGCCCAGGUGCUCCCAUUUAACCAAAUGAGCAUCUCAUCAUUGAGGAGGUUUUUGCGGUUUGGCUGGAAAACUAAAGUAAACUUUGGCACGCCAGAACGAAAUUAAAACCAUGUUUUGUUGUGUGAACAUACUACCGGCUCCACUACAGGUGUGCAUGGGACUGUGCCUCCAGCAAGACAUCACAGAGGACGACAAAAAGGCCAAACUGCAGAACUCCAAAAUAGAGCAAGACCUUUCUGAACAGGCCAGGAUGGAGACUAACGUCGUCAAAAUCCUUCUGCUGGGAGCUGCAGAGAGCGGGAAGAGCACACUCAUCAAGCAGAUCAAGAUCAUCCACAGUCAUGGCUUCUCCAAACAAGAGCUCAUCAGCUUCAAGCCUGCAGUCCUCGACAACCUUCUCACCUCCAUGAAGUUUGUCCUCCGAGGAAUGGGAAUGCUGAGGAUAAACCUGGCAAGCAAAAAGAACAAGAGUCACGCCCGUGCCAUCCUGUCCUGUCGUCGGUGUUUGGGGGACGACCACGAACUGCUUCCCUUUGUGGCUCACGCUUUCUGUGCACUUUGGGCAGACCUGGGGGUCCGAGCGGCUGCAGCCAGAGGUUUUGAGUUCGAGCUGAACGACUCUGCACUCUACUUCUUCGAGAACAUAAGUCGAAUCAUCGCUCCCAACUACGUCCCCACUGAGAGAGAUGUUCUCAGAGUGAGAGUAAGGACCUGCGGAAUCAUGGAGACGCAGUUCCAAGUUAAUGAUGUCAUAUUCCGCUUGUACGAUGUUUGCGGGCAGCGGAGCGAGAGGAGAAGAUGGCUGAGCUGUUUUGACUGCAUCCAAGUCGUGCUGUUCCUCGUGGCCCUGAGUAGUUACGACAUGUCGCUCCCGGAAGAGCCGACAGUGAAUCGGCUGCAGGAAAGUCUGGAGUUUUUCACAUCGGUCUGCGCUAACCCUGUCUUCAAGAGCACCUCAGUGAUUCUGUUCAUGAACAAAACGGACCUUUUCCAAGAGAAGAUCCUCCAUUCCGGAAGACACCUGAGACUGUACAUGGCCAGUUUUAAAGGAGCAGAUGCCGAUGUGGACGCCGCAGCUCAGCACAUCACUUCCAUGUUCUCAGCUUCCAACGGCAGAGUGGACCAACCCGUGUUCCAUCACUACACCACAGCCACGGACACCGCCAGCGUCCGGGUGGUCUUUCAGAUGCUCAUCGACCAGAUCAUUAGGAAGAACCUCGCAGAUGCUCAGCUACUCUGAUUUUAAAUAACACAAGUUCAACUGCCAUGUUUUCAAUCAUUUUUAAAUA